UUAAAUUUAAAACAAAACAAAAUGCCAAAGUAAUAAAAUCUCUCAAUACAACUCCCAGUCUCAGGCCAAUUCCCUCUCGGAGGAGUUUUGUUAUAGGUGGAAUCAGAAUCCUAACUGACAAGUGGGACGGUGUCCUUUUUAGCCUUAUAAAAAGAAACCAAACCGAAACCUUCUAUUCAUAACCAACCAUUAGCUGUUCUUCGUUUUCGUUGUAGGUUUCGAUCGCUGCUUUUUUGUUGUUUUUUUUUCUUUUAUUUUUUUUUUGUUUCAAUACUCGAAAGAAAAAAGAGAGAGAGGGGAGGAGAGAUGGGCGUCAUUGUAGAAGAAGAAGAAGAAGAAGAAGAAGAAGAAAGGAACGACGUCGUAAUGGAGCCGCCGCCUAAUUUUUCGAUGGUUGAAGAAGGCAUUUACAGAUCUAGUUUCCCUCAACCCUGCAAUUUCGCUUUCUUAGAAACCCUAAAUCUUCGAACCAUCAUAUAUUUGUGUCCAGAGCCCUAUCCUGAGGAAAAUUUGGAGUUUCUCCGAUCUCAUAAUAUCCGGCUUUUCCAAUUCGGCAUUGAAGGGAAAACGGAGCCUUCUGUUGUUAGUCUCAAGGAUGCCAUCAGCAGGGCCCUCAAGAUCUUAAUUGAUGUGAGAAAUCAUCCUGUUUUGAUCCAUUGCAAACGUGGAAAGCAUCGCACAGGUAGCCUUGUUGGUUGCUUGAGGAAAUUGCAGAAUUGGUGUCUGUCAUCUGUAUUUGAGGAGUAUCAACAUUUUGCUGGCAUCAAAUCCAGGACUACUGAUUUGAGAUUUAUAGAAACAUUUGAUAUCAUAUGCAUCAGGCAGUGUCUUCACAGCAUCAUUUAUCAGUACCAAGGAUACGGUUCUAAAAAGAGGCGGUUGCUUUACAGAGAAGAGACUGUACAGAAUCCCCAAAUAACUUCGAUUUAGAUGAUCCGCACACCGUUGUUUUACUCAGGAACUCACUUUUCUCAUCAUUGUUACAUAUAGGUUUUGUCCAGAGUGGUUGCUUAAAAUCAGUUUUUCAAUUGCUCUUAUACAGCUUUUAAAACAAAUAGUGUAGGUGGACUUUCCCUUUGGAAAUUAGUUGUUAUAGAUAGGAUAGGUGGAGAAGCAUUUCUGCAAGUCCUAAUUGGCAUUUCUAGGUUUUGUAGUUCUAUUAUACCAGAACAAGAAGUUUGCAUUUAUUGAAAUUUUUACGGGGAAAGAUAAAUGAAGAAAUUGGUUUCUUUCUCUCUCUCACAAUGUACGAAUGCAUCAGUUAACCAUGUUUCUCUGUUUAUUGGGAAUCAACCAAGGCUUCCAAAGGUUGAUUGGCAGCAAUAACAUUGAUAAUGCCGAUAUAAUGACAUUGAUAUAUGCUUAAUAUAUGCUA
Messenger RNA from Durio zibethinus, 1375 nucleotides. Its product is annotated as inositol diphosphatase DSP3-like. The record is from RefSeq and is a predicted model, not a curated record. Lineage: Eukaryota; Viridiplantae; Streptophyta; Magnoliopsida; Malvales; Malvaceae. Gene Ontology annotation, biological process: protein dephosphorylation. Gene Ontology annotation, cellular component: cytoplasm. Gene Ontology annotation, molecular function: phosphatase activity.